AUGGCCAGUACCGUGGGGGUGCACCCUCAUCUAUCGCCCAACAUGCCAUUUAUUGUCUCAUGCAGUACUGAAAAAGUCGACCAAGCCACCCGCAAGUUAAUCAGGAGCCACGUUAUGCGCGGUAAGAAGACGAAAAAAGUCAAGAGACUGGCUAUCGCCUCGAGUCUUUCACCGGCUUCUUCGGCCGAGCCCGACAAGAUCCAGGUCAAUAUUCACGAUGUCAUCAGCAUGUAUUCGGUACUGCAACCCCCCGUUUGCUUAUUCCUUUAUCCAUGUUUUGUGAAUUUCCCAGAUGAGAUUGAGCCCAGAGUCCUUUGGGAAAUGCAACAAGUCUCUAGCGUUGCCAUGAGGAUCAUAUUUCCACUGCUGAUGGACUUGGGCUACCACCCCAAAGGUCAAUCAUGGUUCUUUCCCACGGGCAAUGACGCCGCAGCUUGGCAUAUAAAUGCUUUCGCUAUACAAAGCUUUAUUGAUAGAGUCCUCCACGGCCGACCCCAGCACAAGGUCAACUCAGUGGCGACGCGUCACUACUUGAAGGGUCUUGAUAUCCUACGCCAGAGGCUGGCAGGCAAUGAUGAUAAGGCAAAGGUUUCUGAUGCUACUAUCAGUGUAGUCUUGAAAUUGGCUAGCGCAGCAGGGUUUGACGGGGAUACUGCGACUGCUAAACGACACAUGCAAGGCCUUCGCAAGAUGACCGAUAUGCGCGGGGGUUUGGCUGCCAUGAGUCACAAUCCAAAACUCUUGGUAGAGAUCUGGAGAUGUGAUCUAAGCAUUGCGUUGCUCGCUUGCUCAGAUCCAGUGUUCUACUGUACACCCCACGAACCGGUGCCUGAUUACCCGCCCGAGGUGUUUCCGGACUUUGGUGUUGGCCAUGGCGGCGGCGCAUAUCUCCAGGAGGAUCAAAGAGUCAUUCAUUUCCUUCACAAAAGUACAGCACAAGUCUGGUUGGCCAUGAGAAAGUUUUGUCUACUGGCCAAUCUGGGAACACAGACACGGAUGCGCCUGUCGCCUAUAGCGAUCUAUGGCACAAUGAGAGCAGUCAUGUAUCGCCUUCUCCGAAUGAAAUAUGAGGCAGGGACGCUCGACGAGUCAUUGAGGCUUGGUUUACUGGCUUUUACUCAUCAUGUUUUCUUGCAGUGGCAGGACAUGAAAAUGCCUCCACACCACCCCUUUUCCGGGAUAUACCGCCAUUAUCUGCAAGACUAUGCCCUCAAAGAUACAAUGCCACCGCAUCUCUCCCUGUGGCUUCUGAUGAUUGGAGAGGUUUCAAGCUUUAGCCUUUCGGGUGAAUGGCCAUUGCGUGAUCAUUUGCAAACACAGAUCGAGAAGAAUGGAAUAAGAUCAUGGAAUGAUAUGGUUUACGUUUUGAAAUCUUCCCUUUGGAUAUCCAUAUUGGACGACAGAUCCGGAAAUAUUAUCUAUGACACGAUUUCCGAGAAAUUUAGGCAUCCUAAUGAAAAGGUUUAG
Messenger RNA from Pestalotiopsis fici W106-1, 1467 nucleotides. RefSeq lists its product as uncharacterized. The record is from RefSeq and is a predicted model, not a curated record. The transcript is spliced from 3 exons. Bases 1 to 1467 code for a protein of 488 amino acids. Lineage: Eukaryota; Fungi; Ascomycota; Sordariomycetes; Amphisphaeriales; Sporocadaceae.